CACACAGUGUGGACUGAUACUUAGAAAACAAGACAGCACGUAUAUAUUACGUUACACUUUCUUUAUCCGGUCACACAAUGUAGAUUGAUUGCUUAAAUGUUCAAGUGACAAGACAAUAGGUAUCUCUUACACCAUUUGUUCACACACAAUACAGAUAAGUACGUUAAAGUUUUGAUUAAUUUGGUGUGAGAGGGGAGGGAAGUUAUUCUAUAAUAUAUAUUGAUGUGCGUAGUAUAUAGAUUAAGAAAUGUUAUAUAAUGGAUAAAGAAGAUUUUCUAAAGCAGUGUGCAAAAACACUAAACAUCAUCUCCAAAGAUGAGCUUUAUGCUGUAUUUCCACCAAAAGAAUCUAAUGAAAAGACAAUACAAUGCUGGCUACAACUUAUACCAUCCGCCAUGAUGAAACAACUUGAAUUAGCUCUGGCACAGGAGUUAUGUUUCUUAUCCAAUGAUUUGAUAACUGAGCAUUUUGUUGAAAAGAACUCACAUCUCACAGAUCACAGUCAGCUUACUAUUCUUUAUAGUAUUUUGGUGUAUGCUUUAGAAUGGGAUUGCUACAAAUUGGCAUCAGCAAUCGUCUUUCUGGUAGAUCGGGCUUCCUACAGAUAUGGUAAUUCAAAACAACUGAUGAAUAUAGUCGACUUCAUCUGGCAGAUGGAACCAGAUACAAGAAUAGUACCGCAAGUCAUAGUACGUCGAGCCAGGUUAAUGAAAGACUCUGGAAAUUUGCACGGCGCCAUGCAGAUUCUUGAUGCGCUCGUUAAGAAGCAAGUAUAUAAGUGGGAUUAUAAGAGUGAGAUAGAGUCCACCAGAGUGACGGCAACCUGUAUACAGAUUAAAGGACAGAUAUAUCAUAAUUUAGGUUUAUGGAAAGAUGCCAUGCCGUAUUUAGUGGAAUCCGCAGAACAACUCAUGUCUAUUAAAGAUUACAAAGGAGUGAGUUAUUCACAUGGUUUGAUUACAAAAUGUCUUCCUAAGUUGACAAUGGACGAGUAUGAUGCAUUAAAAGUUAGGCAUCCAUCAUUCUUCGAGAAGCAUAAUCCAUGUUACGAAGGCUAUAGAAUAAGUGUAAUGAGUGUUGAAUUGUUGGAGAAGUUAAAGAAUAUUGAUCAUUUGUUUUCAGCAAAACAUCAGCUAUCCGGGAAUGAAUGUCUAUUAAUGUAUGCCGAUCAACAGACGGUGGUAUUGGAACGAUACAGCUAUUAUCAGACCAUUAUUGCUGAUAUGAAGAAAUGUUUAGCCCUGCACGAUGAUGCCAAUUUACUAAAGGGAAUAGAAAGCUUUUAUGAGUUCAUCAAAGCUGUUUUUAUGAUCAGUCAAACCCUUUCAUUCUCUAGGCUCCCACAAGAUAGAAGCUUAUCUCGAUAUCUUGAACAGCUUAGUAUUGAACUAUACGCCCACUUGUGCACAUGCCCUGAUGAUCGUAAUUUGGAUCACAAUAAACAUUCCGUCAAGUUGAUGAAUGGGGCUUUAAAUAUCCUCGGUCUUCCUACCCUUAGAGGCACAGACAGUUUCAUGCAGAAAGAAACACCGGUCAAUGAUACUAAAAUGGUGGAAGAUAAUUUGAAGAUUCAAGUUAUGACUGUGUCUUUACACAAUGAAAGCCGUCACGCAACAACAAGUGAUUCGCUAUCGCCAUCAGCACAGCUGUCUACAAAUAGUGACAAAUUAUUUCAAACAAACUUUCCCAGAAAAUUUGUUGGUCUGAGUGUAAAUCCUCACACAUUUUGUUCAUCUGAUGAUUUUAAAGAUGAUUUUGAUGGUGGUUAUCAUGAUAUGCAGCCCCGGAUUUCUCAAAGUCUUGUGGAUAUUUCAUGGAAAACUGUAUCUGGAAGUAACGGAUACGAUCCAAGGAAUUUACCUAAUGUAGCCAAUUUGGGAAUCAAAUCCAAUGAAAGGGAAUCAUCCGAGAUAACAUCACUGAGAUCCGAGCCUGGAAUAUCAACAGAAUCUCAGUCCAUAUUUUCAGGUUCCACUGCGAGUCUGUUUUCAGCUGAAACCACUGAAGAACACUGUACUGACGAUGAUCAUUUGGAACCAUUAAUUGAUAUCUCAUCACCGAAAGUACAUGAACAGUUUGAGGAGCUUCAACUUGGAACCAGCUCUUCUACUGAUUCCUCGUCUAGUUCUCUAGAUUAUCUUUUAAACUGGCAACUGCCAAAUAUAGACGUUUCCAGUCAAUCAGCUAAUAUAUCAAGAGCUCACAUAUUAACCUAUAAUCCCGUGAACAAUGAAUGGAAGUCAAACAGUACAUUAGCUUUUAUAGGACCAGAAUUACAGCUGGGCAAUAUGAAAGGCAGUUUCCGCGACGUGUUUGAUGUAAAAUUCUUACAUCAAGAUGAGCCGCUUGGAAGGUAUGUAUGUAAAAGAUACAGACGCCAGAAAAGCCCGGUUUGCUAUAUGCAGGACAUAAUUUGUCAAAUGGUAGCUGGUUACUAUGUCACCAUGUUCAAUGAAGCUCUGGCCAAUCAUCGCACUAAAUUCAGUGUACAAUUUCUGCCGGUAGCGCAUCUUCAACUUCUAACUUCAAACGGUGUUCUCAAAGAUUGGGUAAACGUAGAACCAUUCUUACACGGCCAGUUUAACAAACUAACCAACAAUUUGAGCUAUGUUAACAAAGCGGAAGCUGAUAUAGAAUCGACGGAUCUAGCUACUGCACUUUCUCAUUUUUCCUACGUGAAGAGUAACGGUACCCUAAUGAUAGUUGAUAUACAGGGUUGGUUACCUGUCAAUGAGAGUGGUAUCAUCUAUCUAACAGAUCCGCAAUUUCACACUUCAUGCAGUGUCCAAAAGUUUAGCAAUUGUGAUCACAAGGAGAAAGGAAUGGACAAAUUUUGGAAACAAGUUCAUGAAAAGUGCAAUGGUAUUUGUCAGCUACUCAAUUUGGAGCGACCGAUAACAACAUAAGCUAUCUUAUAUAGCUAUCCAUCAUCGAUAAGAAAUUAUAUUUAUAUAUUCAUCAAUAUAUAUCUAUCCAUGAUAUAUAAAAGCACUGUAUGUAUUCAUAGACAGAACACAAUUUUUAUGGGAUACAAUCACUGUUUUUAAAGCUCAUAUUUAUGUUUUCAUGUUAUGUUAUUGUAUACGCAAGUCUUAAACAGAGUAAACACUUUACACAUAGUUAUUUCCCUUUGAUCAAGAUCAAUCGGAAGUCCUCGGUAAUUUUCCGGAAGCCGUCACAAAAAUGUUUUGAAUUUGGGUAAUGAGAGAUUAUUUUUUGUCCCAUCCGUAAAACACUUCCUGUUUGUCAAAAAUGACCCAAUUUAUAUUUAAUAAAUAGAUCCACGGAGACUAACCACAUCUACGUAGGCCGAAUGUUUGCACCAUGUACAGUUUUGGCUGCACAAACUGACUAAAUCCCCCCCCCCCCCAAAAAAAAGCCGUCAGAUUUGUUAAAUAUAUAUUUGUUUAAUUCAAUUGAAUUUUAAUACAAAGAUAAAAUUUAUUUUAGUGAAUCAAAAAAAUAAUCUACAUUUACAUCUCAUUAUAGACAUACAACGAUAAAUAAUUCUUGAACAAUAUAUUGGUUAUUAUGAUCUAGCAUUAAAUAAAAUAAAUUGAAAGUAGUCUUUUU
Molecule: messenger RNA, 3573 nt
Organism: Patella vulgata (common limpet)
Lineage: Eukaryota; Metazoa; Mollusca; Gastropoda; Patellidae
Product: alpha-protein kinase 1
Exons: 9
Coding region: 258-2906 (882 amino acids)
Biological process (GO): protein phosphorylation
Molecular function (GO): ATP binding; protein serine/threonine kinase activity
Source: RefSeq, a predicted model, not a curated record